This is a messenger RNA of Penicillium arizonense, 681 nucleotides long. Its product is annotated as GNAT family N-acetyltransferase. The transcript has 3 exons. Gene Ontology annotation, molecular function: acyltransferase activity, transferring groups other than amino-acyl groups. The record is from RefSeq and is a predicted model, not a curated record. NCBI's taxonomy places the organism in Eukaryota, Fungi, Ascomycota, Eurotiomycetes, Eurotiales, Aspergillaceae. Bases 1 to 681 code for a protein of 226 amino acids.
AUGGCAGAUGCCGCUGCAAUCUUCGAUUUUAGACGUCGGCAAGAGGUGGCAGACUGGCUCCGACAAAAGAUUCCUCACCAGCAUAUAUCAGAAUCCGAAGCUCUAAUUGCCCAAAAGACAUUCACAACACCGGACGCAGCAGGCACAUUCGGACGACAGUUCUUCUUUGCCAUAAUCCGCUUGAAUGAUCCAUUAAAAAGGGUCAUCGGUGCUGCGGGAGUCAAUUCUCUUGUGCCGGCACCGUCUAUUGGAUAUACUCUCCAUCCUGAGUUCUGGGGGCAUGGCUAUGCCACUGAGGCUGUUACUGCUAUUGUGGAUCAGUGGUGUAAGCUUCCAAGGAGGAAUCCAGAAGGGCUGGAAUUGGCAUUGCCGAAAGAGAGGCUCUUUGCGGCUUGCAAUAAGGAGAAUGUUGGUAGUGUCAAGGUGUUGCAAAGAUCUGGAUUUGUCAUGUACGAUGAACUGGUCCUUGAGGACGAAGUGGCUGCUCUUUUUGAAUUAUACCUGCAAUUAAGACAGCCUUUUCAACAAUCCAAUACAACAACUACGUGGUCUAAGUCCACGAAGUACUGGGACGACGGUAAAAUUGUCGGCCCACUUGUCACCUUUGCUGUCUUCAUUGUCGCUUUUCAUACAAUCAACGCCGCCGAGGUGAUGCCGCUGCUUUACCGCCGCGCCUUAUAA